Rotaria sp. Silwood2 is the source of this 2106-nucleotide messenger RNA. Lineage: Eukaryota; Metazoa; Rotifera; Eurotatoria; Philodinida; Philodinidae. The record is from the annotation of a GenBank genome assembly.
AUGAACGAUCCCAAUGGAUUGAUUUACUAUGAGAACGAAUGGCAUCUCUUCUAUCAACAUUAUCCUCUGGAACCUCAGGCUAAAAAUAUCCAUUGGGGUCAUGCUGUAAGUAGGGAUAUGAUUGCAUGGACAGACUUACCUAUAGCAUUGACACCGGAUGAUGAGAAUACUGGUAUAUGGUCUGGUUCAGCUGUAAUUGAUUGGAAUAAUGUAACUGGUCUUCAACAGAUAUCAACCGUACAUCCAAUGAUUGCUAUCUAUACAUGGCAAAAACGAGGUUGGCAGGAACAACAUAUGGCUUACAGUCUCGAUCGAGGACGAACAUGGACCAAAUAUCCUUUAAAUCCCAUUAUUCCGUUGGUUGCCGAUAUCACACAACAAGAUAACGUAGAAUUGAAUCCGUCCGAAAUCGUUUUCCGUGAUCCCAAAGUACUAUUUCAUAGACCAACUGGUUCAUGGGUUUUGGUUAUAUCAGGUGGUAAUCAUGUGCAGUUUUACACUUCGAACGAUCUUAUUCACUGGUCGUUGAGUUCUCGUUUCGGUCACGAGGAUGGUUCUCAUGCAGGCGUUUGGGAAUGUCCAGAUCUCAUAGAGUUUUCCGCGACGACAUCGGAUAAUCAGAAGCUUUGGUUGCUAAUCGUAUCAAUUAACCGAAAUGCAGUGGCUGGAGGUUCGGGUAUGCAAUAUUUUGUGGGCACAUUUGACGGUCGAACCUUUAAAAAUUUACAAACAGCAAAUACUAUUCGUUGGCUUGAUUAUGGACCAGACUUUUAUGCCGGUGUCACUUACCAUAAUGUUCCUCGAUUCGAUGCACGACAAAUCAUGGUUGCAUGGAUGAAUAACUGGCAGUAUGCACAAAGUCUUCCAACCGCACCGAUAUGGCGCGGUCAAAUGACUGUUCCUCGUCAAAUUGAGCUCAGUUUCGAUGCUCUUACAAAUGCCUAUCAUGUACGACAGUCACCUGUUCAUGAACUCUAUUCACAUUCGAAAAAAAUAAUUACAUUGUCCCGACAAAAUUUGACUUCAGAAACACCAAACAUUUUAGCUACAAUGUGCAGUGAUACAUUCAUGAUUUGGGCCGAAUUUCAUCGCGUGACACCAACUACUGUAGUCAUUCUGCAAGUACGAAAGAGUUCAGAUGGAAGUGAAUAUACUGAAAUUAAAUAUAUGGCCGAUAAAAACCGGCUCGAAUUGGAUCGAUCACACUCUGAGCAACGUCCGUGGUCAGAAUGGAGUCGUUCUGAUGAAUCUUAUUUACAACAUACCGGACACGACGUCGAACAAGUUCAACAUUUGUAUUCGAUGUGUGAACAACCAUUUGUAAAUUAUUGUCGGCAUAGAAAUCAAGAAGACCCAAACAGUAACAUUACGCCAUAUUUAUCUCCUAUGAAUUUGCUUGUGGUUACAUUGUGGUACUUGAAACAUUAUCACUCCGAACGUUAUAUUGCUGCAGAGUUCGAUCUUAGUCGAUCCAGAGUGAAUUAUUUCUUAUCAACGGUUGUGGAUAUUUUACAUUCCUGUGUAUAUCCAGAAUUAGUUUCAUUACCUGCUGAUAUGUCUAACAGAACCGCAGCACACGGACCUGAAGAACAUCAUAAACUAAUAGUUGAUUCAAAUUUCAUCGCAAUUCCUCAACCUGAUGAUAUAAAUCAACGUAAAGCAUAUUAUCAUGCUAAAAGUCCAACAAAUUAUGCAUUAAAAAUACAAAUAUCUUGUGAUUUUCGUCAUCGAAUAGUACAUGUAUUCGAACGUUAUCAUGGAAGUGUACAUGACAUUACAAUUCUAAGAGAGUCAGGACUGUUAGAACAUGUAAACGAUUCUGUGCAAAUUAUUGCUGACAAAGGAUAUAUUGGUGAAGAAUAUGUAGUCACUCCAAGAAAGAAACCUCAUGGACGUGAAUUGACAGAUGAAGACAAGAAUUUCAAUCGUGAUAUUAAUAGUGCAAGAGCAGCUAUUGAAAAUAUUGAUCAGCGGCUUAAAACGUAUUCUAUACUAGGUAGCGUUUACAGAGGAGCUAUUGAUGACUUGCAUAAAAUAACAAAAAUCGCACAAGUUGUUUCAGCUCUUUGCAAUAUGAACUUAAAUAAACAUCCUAUUCGUAAAUAA